CCUUCAAGCGAAUAAAUCGCAAAACAUUGGAAUAUUCUAUACUAUCAAUAUAAGACUAUCAAUUUUCAGCUAUAAAUUCUUCUUUUUUAUCUGAUAUCACAUGUUUGAAAAUUGAUUUGUAUCACUAGCCAUCAGUGAUACUUCGAACUAGAAUAGUAGUCUUUUGAUUUUGGAUUCAACUUAAAAGGCAGAAUAAUGGCUGGAGCCGAAAAUGUCGAUGCUUCAAAGCUAACUGGGAUAAGCAAAAUUUUCAAUGGACAAACUAUGCGAGGAAGGGCAAAUGUGGCUUUAGCUACUUAUGUCAGUGUUGGACUUAUUAUUAGUUACUUCACUCUAAAACCAAAAAAACCGAAACAACCAAAAUCCUAAUAAAUCGAUAGUUUAAGUAGCAUUUGUUUGUUAUUUUUAAGUAUCAAUCAAUAAAUUUUAAAACCAAAUGAA
Diorhabda sublineata is the source of this 441-nucleotide messenger RNA. RefSeq lists its product as uncharacterized. NCBI's taxonomy places the organism in Eukaryota, Metazoa, Arthropoda, Insecta, Coleoptera, Chrysomelidae. The record is from RefSeq and is a predicted model, not a curated record. The transcript is spliced from 3 exons. The coding region runs from base 196 to 369 and encodes 57 amino acids.